Polypterus senegalus (gray bichir) is the source of this 2632-nucleotide messenger RNA. RefSeq names its product serine/threonine-protein kinase ICK-like. The record is from RefSeq and is a predicted model, not a curated record. The coding region runs from base 293 to 2326 and encodes 677 amino acids. The transcript is spliced from 15 exons. Gene Ontology annotation, biological process: intraciliary transport; intracellular signal transduction; cilium assembly. Lineage: Eukaryota; Metazoa; Chordata; Cladistia; Polypteriformes; Polypteridae. Gene Ontology annotation, cellular component: cytoplasm; nucleus; cilium. Gene Ontology annotation, molecular function: ATP binding; protein serine/threonine kinase activity.
AAGCCCUCCUCUCCUUGCAGUCCGCGCGUAGCGGCGCCAUGUUGAUCCGCUACUGAGACGAUGGCUUUGUGGCGUGAGGGACGGCAGCGGUGACACAAAAGUAGUUGAAAAGCAGGCGCCGGCUGUAGGACCAAGGAAAGCCUGUGAAAAUAUGCCUUCACCAGACUUGUGUGCAGAACUGCAUGUUGUCCACUGCUGCUGUCACAGAAAAAUCUGGCUGCACUCGACAGACGAGAGAGAGCCUGAAGCAUCAGAGCGGGACCGCGGGAGGAUGUUGAGAGCGUGAAGUGCCAUGAAUCGAUACGCGACCCUCAGGCAGCUGGGAGACGGGACCUACGGCUCGGUCCUUCUGGGCAAGAGCCUGGAGUCCGGGGAGCUCGUCGCCAUUAAAAAAAUGAAAAAGAAGUUUUAUUCUUGGGAGGAAUGCAUCAAUCUGCGUGAAGUCAAGUCUCUGAAGAAACUGAGCCACGCGAAUGUAGUGAAGCUGAAGGAAGUGAUCCGCGAGGACGACCACCUCUACUUUGUCUUUGAAUACAUGAAAGAGAAUCUGUACCAGCUGAUGAAGGACAGAAGCCGACUUUUUGCAGAGUCCACUGUGAGGAACAUCAUGUACCAGAUACUCCAGGGAAUGGCCUUCAUUCAUAAGCACGGAUUUUUCCACAGAGACAUGAAGCCUGAGAACCUCCUUUGCAUGGGACCAGAGUUGGUUAAAAUCGCCGACUUUGGACUUGCUCGUGAAAUCCGAUCCCGUCCGCCGUACACCGAUUACGUCUCCACAAGAUGGUAUCGAGCCCCCGAGGUCCUCCUCCGUUCUACAAAUUACAGUUCACCAAUUGACCUCUGGGCGGUGGGCUGCAUCAUGGCUGAACUAUACACCCUAAGACCUCUGUUUCCAGGCUCAAGUGAAAUCGACACGAUAUUUAAAAUCUGCCAAGUCCUUGGGACCCCCAAAAAGACCGACUGGAAUGAAGGCUUCCAGCUUUCUUCUGCGAUGAGCUUUCGAUGGCCGCAGUGCGUGCCAAGCAACUUGAAGACUUUGAUUCCCAAUGCCAGUAGUGAUGCCAUCCAGCUGAUGAGGGAUCUGCUGCAGUGGGACCCGAAGAAGAGGCCGGCCGCCAAUCAGGCUCUUCGUUAUUCCUACUUCUACGUCGGGCAGGCUCUCGGUACGCCACAGCAGAUCCAGGAGCGGGGGAGACACGCGUCCAAGUUACAGCCGCAGCCACCUCUCCUGAAACCCGCGCCCCCCGUCCUGCGGGCGGCGCAGCACCACCACUGCCCUCCGCCAAGGCCUCUGCAGCAAAUCCAGCCCGCCCAGAACUCGACGACGUGCCCCGCCGAAGCCUCGCCCAGGGGGGGCAGAGGAGAAGACGCCGAGCGCCACCGCCCGCCUUUCCUGCCAGUCAUCAAAACGAAAGUCGCGCAGCAGAAAGGAGGCGGAGCCACCGCCACUGCCACCGCCGCCACGUCAGAAAACAAUGGCAGCUCGUUCCUUUUGGCCAAACCAAAGAAUAGCAGGAGGCGCUGGGGUCCGGUGCCCGGGACCGUGAAGCGGUCAGAGGACUGGAGUGACUUGGACGAGGUGGAUGCCAACGGCCCGACAAAGCACAACGCCAGCGAGAGCAGGAGGCCAGCGGACAGCGACGCCCUUGGCAGGUUUGGGGGCGCCGUGGGCCUCGAGCAGUCGGUGGCCAGAGGCGGUGACGGCCAGCCAGGUGUCCCCAAGUCGGCCGGCGGUAAGGAGCGCGCCACUCCGAGGACCACGUCGGCCAGAGAGUAUUACCUGAAGCAGGCCCGCUACUUCCCAGGGAUUCCUGCGAAGAAACCCGACGACUGCCCUCCAAGCCAAGACUGCGAUGCCAACAACUUGUGGGACGGUGCCAUUAUGCCCUCGGCUGUCACCUGUGGCACAUUCCCAGGUCAUCGAAAAAACCCAGGUCCUGGGGUGCUGCUAGGCGGGUACCCAUCGUCGUUUCUGAAAAAGGAACUGGGAUCAGCUGGGCAAAAGGUGCACCUGACGCCAAUCGUGGACCCCAUGCCAAACUACGCAUCCUGGAAGUCCAGUCGAAAUCAGCUGGCACCCCCUUCAUUUGUGUCCCUGUCGUCCAGCACUCCUGCGCCAACUCCCAGAGUGCCACCGGUGCACGGCCGGACAGACUGGACGUCAAAAUACGGUUACGCCGCCUGGAAGUCCAAUCGGAAUCAACUUGGGCCACCGGCCUUCAUGUCGCCCUCCACUAAGACGAGCGGGCAGGUGCCCAGGCCACCAUCUGUACAGCCGCUGCACGGGCGCACCGACUGGACGGGGAAGUAUGGCGGGCAGAGGUGAAGGAGGCCUUCUGCUGGCGUCUUCUUGCCCGUGGGGCACCAAUCAACGCACAUUUGAGCCAAUCAGUGCAAGUGACAAAUAAACAGGACAAGGAGGGUGACGCCAUCCACGGCGAGAUGUCCCCAUCGUGUCACCUCUCCGCCUUUCUGUACAUAGCGCUGCCGCCGCCGCCGUCUUUUCUAGUUUGGCCGAGCCUCGGGGGUCUCUGGGGGUCUCGCUGCUGCGCUGCCAUUGGCUCCGCGACGAGGCCGAUUUUGUAACAAAUGACUUUUAUAAAGAAGAAGAAUAAAAAUUGUUUUUGCUGAA